CGAAGCUGAAGGGGCUGGGACCGGAGUAGGAGGUGGACCUGGGUCCCUUCACUGCUCCCCUUUUCUCCUCCUCCAGGGCACUAGCGGAGCUCAAGAAUAGGGGCAGGGGCAGCACCCUGACCCACUACACCAAGGAAAAGCAUGGAACCCACCACAAUAGCAUUGGCCCUUUGCCAAACUAUUCUAUUGCCCAAUAUCAAAUGAAGCAAAAUUAAUCAGUCUCUGUUGUGCCAUUGGGUCCAUACCCCUCCAUCCUACAGCUUCUGUGAUGCCACCAGAUCCAUAUACCCAUCUGGUGCCAUUGAAUCUGCAACACCAAAUUCCAGGUUCUGUGGUGUGGUAGGAUCUGAGCCCUCUCCCCAAGAGGAUCUGAGACCUCUGCAGGGUCUGGGAAUGCUGACAGUCAGUGUUUAAAUGACAAAACAGGCGGUAAAGGAAAUGCAGGCUGUUAAUCAGGAACCCCUGAUGGAGUCCACAGUUUGAGUGUAACUAACACCAGCUCAUCAUAGUUUCAGGAGACAGAGUUCAUUCCAUUCCAGGACUAUUAAUAUAGACAACUAUUUAUACUGCUGUGUUCCUACAGCACUAAAGCAGAGAGCUACAGCUGCAGAGCUAAAACGGAAUAAAAUGUCAACCACCAAGGAGAAAGUGAUCAUGCUAGAGACUGAAAGAAGAGACCGUGAAAAGACAGAAUAAGAGACAAUCUUCACAGAUCCUGCCUGGUACUGCUGGGUUAACUGAUCUUCAUAGCUCUCUGAUACCUGCAGCCUGAAAACAGAACCAGUCAAUAAUCUUACUACAGAAAAUGAAGCUAUUCUGAGAGGUUGCCAGAAAUGCACGCUCAGCGAAGAUUCUGAUAGAGGGAUAGAGAAUUGAGCUAACCCGAAAGGAAGCUUUGCGGUCUCCAACUGCCUUGUUACCUGCUCUGAUCAGAGUAUGGAGAGCUCAGGAGGGCCGUACCUGAACACAGCAGCAGUGGCAUCCCCGGUGGGAGUAGCCCGUUUGCUGCAGAUGGCGUUUGGAUGUACUACUUUCAGCCUGGUGGCCCAUCAGGGGGGAUUCAGUGCAGCCUAUGGCACCUUCUGCAUGUUCGUCUGGUGUUUCUGUUUUGCUGUCACCAUCUUUAUAAUAACCUGUGAGUUCACUCGUCUCCACAGCUGCCUGAGCAUCUCCUGGGGAAAUUUCACAGCUGCCUUUGCCAUGCUGGCCACACUCAUGUCCAUCACUGCGGCUGUGAUCUACCCGCUCUAUUUUGCCCAGUUUGGCUGUUAUUCCAUCAGUUGCAAGGUGAGAGAUUUCCGCAUAGCAGCCAGUGUCUUUGCAGGGCUCCUGUUCAUUGCGUAUGCUGUGGAGGUGUUUCUAACCAGAGCCAAGCCAGGACAGGUGACCAGCUACAUGGCCACAGUAUCUGGCCUCUUGAAAAUUGUCCAGGCCUUCGUGGCCUGCAUCAUCUUUGGGGCACUGGUAAAUGACAGUCAGUACAGCAAUUAUGUGGCUACACAAUGGUGUGUGGCUGUCUAUAGCUUCUGCUUUGUGGUGACAGUGGUGGUAGUGGCCUUCAAUGUCACAGGAAGGACAGCAAUGCUGCGGUGCCCCUUUGAGCGCUUCGUGGUCAUUUACACAUUCGUGGCCAUCCUCAUGUAUGUGAGUGCAGCAGUGAUCUGGCCAGUGUUCUGCUUUGAUAGUAAGUAUGGGUCCCCAUGGCGCCCCUACCAGUGCUCCCAGGGCAAAUGCCCCUGGGACAGCCAACUGGUGAUUGCUAUAUUUACUUAUGUGAACCUGGUGCUUUACAUUGUGGACUUGGCAUACUCUCAACGCAUCCGCUUUGUCUCACACCCUUAAAUUCCCAAUGCUGCCCCUGCAAAGCCAUCAGGGCUCAAGCAACAACAGAGUUGGGAAUCAGUUGGAGACAGGGGUCAUAGAAAGUAGCUGCUGAGCCAGACACACCAAUAAAUUAAACACACUUCAAGGUUAAGACUAGACCAGUAAAUGAACUAUCUGUAAUGGGUGGGCAGCAGAUGAGUCGGGAAAGAAGACCACAACUUUUCUUACCCAUCAACAUUUGCUUCAUCCCUUCUGUAUAGGGGAAAGGAAUAGCAUAGCAAACUGGAUAGUAUCCUUGCAUCUCCACCAAACAUGAGCAUCUGCUGCAAGAGUGGCUACGUAUGCCACUGGAUUAUCAGGCCAAAUAUUAAGCUGGGAUCAGUGAGGUCUUGGGACUGCCACCAACACUGAACUCUAACCAAGAAGUGACUGUAUCCAGGGCAGAUUGAGGAGUUCAGAGACCGCACCAGCUCUAGAACAGAAUGAGGAUCCUUCAAAAUCCCAGACAUUUGAUGUUAUUUCUGUUAUGGCGAGAAAUUCAUUGCUUGUAAAUAUGGGAGGUUCUAGCAAAAUGGGUCUGAGGGGGAAAAACAUUACAGCAAUUACGCUGAUUUGAAGACUAGGAGUCCCCUCACUCGCCCACACACACUGUGGAAUAAGCAUCGCCUUGUGUAUGUGCCAGGUUGGAAAGGUUAGGGAUAUUCUUGUUAAGGAUACUCUGAGCCAUUACAGAAGUGAAAGUUGCUGAGUCAUUGUUCUACUACCCAGAAAUGGAGUGUGUGCUGGAUCCAAGGCCUCGAAAUAACCACUUUUAGUUUGAGCUCCUCACUGUUCACUCAAGCAGGGUCUGGAGAUACAGCAGCUCCGUGCUCAUGUAAAAGUUGCUUAAUAGGCCUAUAUACUGACAGGGCCGUAGCAACAAAGAACGUGGCCCCCUCCGAACGGUGGCCCCCUCCGAACAUAUGUCCGGGCGGGGCCCCUUACAAUGCAGAAACUGGAAUGCGGUAUUUAUUUUGCCACUUUUAGGGGCCCCCUUCCUUGCGGGGCCCCCUCCGGUCGGAGGGUAUGGAGGGCGCUCGCUACGCUUCUGUGAACUGAUGGAAAUUAAAGGUGUGUUCUGUGGGGAAAAAGAAUGGGGACAGAAAGGGACUGGUCCCACCCUACUGCUCCAGGCCCCUGCAGGUUACAGAUAAGAUGAUCAGCCUCAUGGGGGAGAGGGGGAAAUGCUUAAAUCGUUAAUGGAUCCAGCCAAUUUUCUCAGACCAGAUUAAAUUCCAGGACCCCUAACUCUCUGCCCUUUGCUUUACCUGCCAGCUGCACAGCCACCUCCCUAAUCCUUCUUCAGCAAACACCCUCUCUGGUCUCCUAUAGCAUGGCUCAGGAUUACUUCCCAUGGAAACUGCCUUCCUUCAUCCAAGGGAAUUCCCAAUCCAGCAAGAAACCAAAGCAGUUUGUUUUUAUUCAGAUACUUGUACAGAAUGUGUGUGAAUCUAAUAGGAGGUCAGAUUAGAAACCACAAAUAAAAAUGACACAUUGUCAAAAGUAACUGUGUUUAAUUUGAAAUAAAGCCACAUGGUAACCUUACAAUGCACACACCCACACAGCUCCAUACACUUCCACCGUCCCCCGCCCAGAUACAGCCUCUCCAACUUCACCUUUCCCAUCAAAAAUACACCACCAGACGCUCCUCUUCUAUUUCUCCCCCCCCAAAAAAAUCCCACCUUAUCUUCCCCAGACAGACCCCCCCAAAAAACAGAUUUCCACACAUUCCUUCCCCUACCCCCCGGGAAAA
Molecule: messenger RNA, 3616 nt
Organism: Trachemys scripta elegans
Lineage: Eukaryota; Metazoa; Chordata; Testudines; Emydidae
Gene: MYADML2
Product: myeloid associated differentiation marker like 2
Exons: 1
Coding region: 937-1842 (301 amino acids)
Cellular component (GO): membrane
Source: RefSeq, a predicted model, not a curated record